This is a messenger RNA of Panicum virgatum (switchgrass), 1020 nucleotides long. Its product is annotated as probable isoaspartyl peptidase/L-asparaginase 3. Gene Ontology annotation, molecular function: N4-(beta-N-acetylglucosaminyl)-L-asparaginase activity. The transcript has 6 exons. The record is from RefSeq and is a predicted model, not a curated record. Bases 62 to 853 code for a protein of 263 amino acids. Gene Ontology annotation, biological process: protein deglycosylation. NCBI's taxonomy places the organism in Eukaryota, Viridiplantae, Streptophyta, Magnoliopsida, Poales, Poaceae.
UCUGUGUGGACAAAUCACGGUGACCUCACCAAGGCAGCUCGCCAAUCGCACACCAGCACCCAUGGAUUCCUCCAUGGGGCGGAGCUCUGUGAGUCUUCUCGUUGGGCUCCUGGUGCUGCGGUUCAACAGGUGCUUGGCGGUGGACGGCGGAGGCGUGGCGGAAGUGGGCGGGGCGUUUCCGCUGGUGGUGAGCACCUGGCCGUUCCGGGAGGCGGUCAGGGCGGCGUGGGAUGUGGUCUCGGCCGGUGACGGAGGGGGUUCGGCCGUGGACGCUGUCGUCGCCGGCUGCUCCGCCUGCGAGGUGCUCCGCUGCGACGGGACAGUUGGUCCAGGUGGAAGUCCAGAUGAGAACGGUGAAACUACACUAGAUGCUCUUAUAAUGAAUGGGGCAACAAUGGAAAUUGGAGCUGUGGCUGCCAUGAGAUAUGUUAAGGAUGGGAUUAAGGCAGCAAAGUUGGUAAUGGAGCACAGCUUGCAUACUCUGCUUGUUGGCGAGAAGGCAACAGACUUUGCAAUUUCAAUGGGCCUUCCAGGACCAAUUAAUCUAAGUUCUCCAGAGUCACUUGAGAAAUGGGCAAACUGGAGACAGAAUCACUGCCAACCUAACUUCUGGAAAAAUGUUGCUCCUGCCGAUGGCUGUGGCCCAUACCGUCCUAUCAAUUUAGCACAAGCUUUGGACUCUGUAAAGCAUGAGGUAGAAGAGAAUCAAAGAGGUGUUUGCCAGGAAUGGUUCCAAAGUGAUAGUUUACUGGAGCCAAUAAACUCCCAUUUGAAGUUUAUUGAUCGCCACAACCAUGACACUAUCUCUAUGGCGGUGAUUGACAAGAUGGGUCACAUAGCCAUUGGGACAUAAACCAAUGGUGCUACAUUUAAAAUUCCAGGAAGGGUCGGUGAUGGACCAAUACCAGGAUCUUCUUCAUAUGGUGAUGAUGAGGCCGGAGCUUGUGGAGCAUCUAGCGAUGGUGAUAUUAUGAUGCGCUUCCUUCCAUGGUAAUGAAGAAAUGACUAGUAUUAAAAGUU